AUGUCUAAAAUUCGUAUUGCAGUACUUGGACAGGCAGGAGUUGGCAAAAGUACUUUGAUUAAUACUUUUAUCAAGAAAGAUAAUAAGGAAUAUGAACCAACAAUAGAAGAAAUAAUUAAUGUUGAGCUUAAUAUUAAUAAAAAAAAAUUUACUAUUAAUGUUCUUGAUACAUCAGGUGUUGAAUUAUUUUAUGGACAAAGAAAAUUAUAUUUUAAUGAGAGUGAUGCUUUUAUAUUAGUUUACUCUGUAACUGAUCCUAAAUCAUUUUAUUAUAUUAUAAAUAUUUACAAAAAUAUUUUAUCAUUACAUACAAUGAAAAUGAAUGGAAUUUGUCGUCCUAUUCUUUUAGUUGGUAUGAAAAGUGAUAUAAUUAAAGAAAGAAAAAUAUCAACUAAUGAAGGAAAAAUAAUUGCAUCAAAUUUGGGUAUCUCAUUUAUUGAGACUAAUAAAUUUGAUCAAUCUAGUAUUAUUGAUGCUUUUAUCAAUAUAAUAAAUCAAAAUAUUUAUUUUAAAUUAUUUGAAGAGACCAAAUUUAUCCACGUUAAUUCUUUAUUUGGUAAUAAAAUAAAAAUAAGUGAUAAGAGAAAUAAAAAAACAUGUAACAUUAUGUAA
This is a messenger RNA of Strongyloides ratti, 612 nucleotides long. RefSeq names its product RE63021p. Gene Ontology annotation, cellular component: plasma membrane. The coding region runs from base 1 to 612 and encodes 203 amino acids. The record is from RefSeq and is a predicted model, not a curated record. Gene Ontology annotation, molecular function: GDP binding; GTPase activity; GTP binding. Gene Ontology annotation, biological process: signal transduction. The transcript has 2 exons. Lineage: Eukaryota; Metazoa; Nematoda; Chromadorea; Rhabditida; Strongyloididae.